Messenger RNA from Perca flavescens (yellow perch), 3850 nucleotides. RefSeq names its product glucoside xylosyltransferase 1b (gene gxylt1b). The transcript is spliced from 7 exons. Bases 78 to 1334 code for a protein of 418 amino acids. Lineage: Eukaryota; Metazoa; Chordata; Actinopteri; Perciformes; Percidae. Gene Ontology annotation, biological process: protein O-linked glycosylation via N-acetylgalactosamine. The record is from RefSeq and is a predicted model, not a curated record. Gene Ontology annotation, molecular function: UDP-xylosyltransferase activity.
UCGCAGUUAUUAUUUUUUACCAUACGCUAGUUUCUGUGUCAUGACUUUAGCUCUAAGUUGCGUUUUCAAACUCCAAAAUGCGGCGUUACAUUCGUGCACUAAUCUUGUGCACGGUGUUUGCCAUGUUUUCGGGCUUGUAUGUUUACAGUAAACUGUUUUACUCGGACGUGUCGGGCGGUGGAAACGGACCUAGAAGGGUUUUCAUCCCACCGAGAGUCCCCGGAGGCAGGCGAGGUGCCGCGGACAAAACUGGGCCCCAAAGCCCACACUGGUACAAUAGGUACAUCAUGCGUCAGCGGGGUCAGGGGGAGGCAGGUGGUGGCAGCGUUCAGAGCAGACCUGAACCUCCCAUGCACCUGGCUGUGGUGGCCUGUGGCGAGAGGCUGGAGGAGACUCUCACCAUGAUCAAGUCUGCUGUGCUUUUCAGCAUCAAGAGCCUCCACCUGCACAUCUUUGCUGAAGAUCAGCUACAUGCCAGCUUCAUUAAAGCUUUGGAGUCGUGGCCUGGUUUUAUUCACUCGAGAUUCAACUACACAGUCUACUCCAUCAGCUUCCCCAGUGAGAACGCAGCCGAGUGGAAGAAACUCUUCAAACCCUGCGCUUCUCAGAGGCUCUUCUUACCUCUGAUCCUGAAGGAUGUUGACUCAGUCGUGUAUGUCGACUCAGACAUCCUCUUUCUGCAGCCUGUAGACCACCUGUGGGUGUUCCUGUCCCAGUUUAAUUCCUCCCAGUUGGCUGCUAUGGCCCCGGAGCACGAGGAGCCCCGUAUUGCCUGGUACAACCGCUUCGCCCGCCACCCCUUCUAUGGCAGGACGGGCAUCAACUCAGGGGUCAUGUUAAUGAACAUGACAAGGAUGAGAAACAUGUUCUUUAAGAAUGACAUGACGUCUGUGGGGCUGCGUUGGGAGGAGCUGCUGAUGCCUCUACUUCAGAAAUACAAACUCAACAUAACCUGGGGAGACCAGGACCUUCUCAAUAUUAUUUUCCACCACAACCCUGAGUGCUUGCUGGAGUUUCCGUGCCAGUGGAAUUAUCGUCCCGAUCAUUGUAUCUAUGGCAGUAACUGUGCGUCAGCUGAAGAAGAUGGCAUCUACAUACUGCAUGGAAACAGAGGGGUUUACCACGACAACAAACAACCUGCCUUCAGGGCUGUUUACGAGGCCAUACGAAAGUACUCUUUUGGCACAGACCCAGUGACUUCUUUGUUGGAUCCACUAGAAGAGGAGCUGUUGAAGACGACACACACUUAUUGUGGUAAAUCCCACGCGCUCCUUACCAAGAGACUGGCACACAGCCUGGCAAACAUCAACAGAAAGGCCCCACGUGGACGGUGACAAAACUGAAUCACAAUGAUGGGACGGAGGCCAAAAGUAGAGACUCUGAGAGACUUUAUCUUGUCCGGCAGUACAGACUUGUACUUGAACAAGAAACUAAACCCCCAGCAGGGAUUUAACCACUACAGCUCUCUGAACAUGUUUUUACCUGGCAAACUGUUCAAUAACAAUUAACACGAGUUGUCCAAAAAUGCAUAGACUACUUUGUGGAAACCAAUGAGUGGAGCUUUUACAUCAUUUUGGUGAAUAUCUGCUCCAUAAAGGUGCGGACACACCAAGCAGACGGCAAAGAACUAGUGGCGAGGUAAAGCCCAACUGUGGCAGCGCCUCACGUCUCCUGUGUCUUGGCCAAAAAGUUGCACUUGAACACACUGCAAAGACUACUUUGGAGUGUGUGACUUGGCAACGGACGCACAAAGAAUUGAGGAUCAAAAGACUUGUUACCUAGUAUGCAGCCGCUGCACAUUAUUUGCCAAGUGAGAAACAGUCAGCCUCUCAGAAUCCUGCUCGCAUCGCCAAUAUGUAGAAGCAGAAAAGUGCUCAAGGAGGAGGUUUCCAAGAUUUUUUGUUUAUUCCUGGAGAAUAAUAGUAGAAUAAUGGUCAAGCUCAGUUUUUAUAGUGUCUAACAAACAUCAUGCCAAGCGCUACAUCAUAUGUUAUUGGUCCCAGGCUGCUCUCAGAUAACCUGCCCUGCCACGUUUACAAUGAGUUAGUUUGACCUGCUGUGUUGUUUUCCAGUUGUUGACAAGAGCCUGUGACUGUCCCAGGUCAGCUGAGAACAUCUGCGACAGACAACUUCUUUUACACACAUACAAAAUCAAUUCAUGCACUAUGCGGAAGAGGAGAGACCGGGCGGCACACUGCGGUCCACCAGCUAGUUAGCUAACGUUAGCUUGCUUAUUCCACCCAACAGUUGUCACUCAUCUGGCGAUAGCAAUGUCCUUUCCUACGCGACAAGAAUGUGUGAAUGAAACAUUAAUUUGUUACAUUUUACUAAUGUAGUGGCCGGCCAGGGCUGGCUGGUUAGCUUGCUUGCUAGGGGGCUCAGUUCUCAGUCUAGCACCAACCACAGUGCAGGGGGAGAGAGGUCUGCUGUCUUUAUAUUAAGUUUUAUGUUAUAGGACAUUAUUUUAUUAUUUUAUGUGUAGGUAUGUAGAUCUUUUAAAAGACAUGUUUAUGUUGAAAUAAAUAUAGCUAUACAAGUAGGUAUGUAUCUCGUUGUACGUCGACGACGACCUCCUUGGUGUGUCAGGGCCUUAUAACAGUUAGGAUUGUCUCAAACUGAGACUAAUACUUGCUCACCUCUUGUAAGUUGCUCUAGAUAAGAGCGUGAUGUAAAUGCCUGAAAUCUACUGUAAAUGUUGCAAAGGCCAAUUGGCCUUGUAGCAAAGUACCGAACUUAGAAGAGAAAAAUAUUUACUACAGAUGGACACAUGGAUUUUUUCUCCAGGUGUUUCUAUUACAGACUUUCCGAACAUUUUAUAUUUGACUGACAAAUAUUUUUAUUUUAAAAAUACCAGCAAGCUUUUAGUCUCUUCCAUGUAACAUUUGUUCUCCUUUCAGUGCCCUUGGUUACUGACUAAAGGUGGUUCUUGACUUUCCAUAUUGGAGAAUUUAAAUGAACCUUGUUAAUCACUCUUAUUAAAAGAGACAAACGAUAAUAAUAUCAGACUUGGAAAAAGGCUUUUAACAGGGCCUAUUUUGAGAUGUAUGCACUGGACCACUUUUCCAAACUUUAGAAACCACUUCAGUACCAACAAGAUGGAAGAAAAGUCAUUUCAGAGAACAUGCAUGAAAUAUAGUAAUUAUAAUAAUAAUUUCUGAGUUUGUAAAGUGAGUAUGUACGUAAUCACUGUAUGGAACAGUUCUUCAUAUGUGUGGAAUAAUUCUUCCAAUGUGAUUUUCUACUGUGGCAGGGGUGGAGCACAAGGAUCUCUAUCAGAGUACUGUUUUCCUGAUUAAAGUUUGUCCUAUUCUGUGUAAUUUUAUUGGUAACACAGGUAACCUUGACCCGAAAUAGAACAAGCAAAAUGUGGCGAUUCACAUUGUCAUAGGUCAUUUUUAUGUGUGAUGUCAGUCUACACUUUUGUUUUUGUUUCUAAUAAAGUUCAUACAUUUCCUUAUGUUGCUUUGAACAGGAAUGUUUCUGGCACAUUGCUAAAUAAUUAGAUGCUAUGUAUUUUUUUUUAAAGGAUAUGUUUUGCAGAUAUGCUAAAAAUCCUAUUAGGUUAGUUUAUGAUACACUGUACAGCCAGCAUACAUAAUGCAGAGAAAUUGCUAUUGAACAUGUGAAUAAGCUACAAGUUCCUCUCCUUAUGCCAAAGCAUUCUUUUUAUUACUAUAAUUAUGGAUUUUGUGCCAUUGAAUGUAUUUUUUUAACACUACGGGGUGAAAUCAAAAUGUUAUCAGUGCUUGUGUUGGUGUGAGGAUAUCAUUUGUGACAUGUUUACUUUUUUAUAUCAUGUUUUGUGUUGUUUUUUUACAUUAAAGAUCAUGUCAGUGUUGUGGAAUUCGUA